UGGCAGCCAUGCAAGUCGGAUGGUUUUGUAGCCUGUCGGAAUCCUCUCACACGCCCGGGUUGCUAUUACACGAGAGUCCGUGGUGCAUAAUGAAGCUCCUGUGUCACGCAGGGAGGGCUGUGGCAGUUGCAUCAUUUGCAACGUAUAAUAAGAAGGCACGUCCCGAGCAAACGCCGAGUUCCAGUUUUCUCGUUUGGACGUUCUCAAAUCUCAUCCCACUUGUAGUCCUGCGUUUACUCCCCCACCUAGUAAUCGGCACCAUUUUUGCAGCGUCAACACCGCACCGCAAGAAAAUGAGCAAGACGGUAUUGAUCCUUGGGGGGUCAUUUGCCGGCCUCCAUGUCGCCCACGCGCUCCUGAAGAAAAGCAUCAGGGAUGUCAAAGUCAUCCUCGUGUCCAAGAGCACGCACUUCUACUGGAAUUUGGCCUCCGUGCGGGCCAUUAUUCCCGGCCAGAUCGAGGAUGAUGACAUCUUCAAGCCUCUCGAGGACGCCCUCGCCCGGUACCCGGCAGAGUCGUGGGAGCUGGUCAUCGGCAGCGCAACCCAUGCCGACUUUGACUCCAAGACAGUCGAUAUCGCCGUUGGCGACGGAACGGCCCGGACGAUUUCGUACGACCAACUGGUCCUCGCCACCGGAGCCCGCACCCACCCCGACGCGCCCUGGAAAGCCACGGGUAGCUACGAGCAGGCGCUCGCCACCCUCCACGCCACCUCGGCCAAGGUCAAGGACGCCCAGCACAUCGUAGUAGCAGGAGCAGGCGGGACCGGCAUCGAGGUUGCGGGCGAGCUGGGCUACGAGUACGGCAAGACCAAGGAGAUCGUCCUCCUCUGCGCGGGAGAUAAGCUGGCCAACGGGCACGGCAUCGCGGAGGCGGCGGCCAACGAGCUCAGGAAGCUCGACGUAACCAUCCGGUACGAUGCGCGCGCGGCGGAAGUGCGGCCGUCCGGCAACGGCACUGGCAAAACGGACGUGGUUCUCGCCGGCGGCGAGACCAUCACCACGGACCUGUACCUCCCGACGACGGGGCAGGUCCCCAACACCGAGUACAUCCCCGCGCGGUUCCUCAGCACGGACCAGCGCUCGGCGACGGUGCUGGUGGACGAGUACCUACGCGUGUCCGGCGCGCGGGACGUCUGGGCGUGCGGCGACGUGGUGAGCCAGCCGCGCGCCGGCUUCUUCAUCACGCAGAAGCAGGCCGCCAGCGUGGCCAGGAACGUCGAGGCGGCGCUGGCCGGCCUGAAGCCGACGGUCGCAAAGGGCCCGCCGGUGGACAUCUUUGCCUGCGCUGUGGGAAGGGGCAGGGGCGUCGGACGGGUCAACAAUUCGAUCAGGAUGCCGAGCCUCGUGGUGUGGCUGGCCAAGGGGCGCAACCUGGGGAUCCCGAUGUUGAAGGGGUACAUCGACGGGAGCGUUGCGUGAUCCGGUGGUAAGCGAAUCAUUGGAGAGGCGAUAGAGACGCGUGGGGAGGAGAGAAGAGGAGAGAAAAAAGAGAGAGGUGCGGGGGGAAGUCGUGGGUAAGGGUUAAAGGCUAGAGGGUAUAUAUAUAUACCCCAUUUCUUCUUCUCUCAAUUGCUGGCCAGCCUUGAUGAAGUAUCCGG
This is a messenger RNA of Thermothelomyces thermophilus ATCC 42464, 1600 nucleotides long. RefSeq lists its product as uncharacterized. Gene Ontology annotation, molecular function: electron-transferring-flavoprotein dehydrogenase activity; flavin adenine dinucleotide binding. Bases 294 to 1421 code for a protein of 375 amino acids. The record is from RefSeq and is a predicted model, not a curated record. NCBI's taxonomy places the organism in Eukaryota, Fungi, Ascomycota, Sordariomycetes, Sordariales, Chaetomiaceae. The transcript is spliced from 2 exons. Gene Ontology annotation, cellular component: cytoplasm.